Messenger RNA from Marasmius oreades (fairy-ring Marasmius), 811 nucleotides. RefSeq lists its product as uncharacterized. Gene Ontology annotation, biological process: DNA replication-dependent chromatin assembly. The record is from RefSeq and is a predicted model, not a curated record. Gene Ontology annotation, molecular function: histone binding. The transcript has 4 exons. Gene Ontology annotation, cellular component: nucleus. The coding region runs from base 61 to 648 and encodes 195 amino acids. Lineage: Eukaryota; Fungi; Basidiomycota; Agaricomycetes; Agaricales; Marasmiaceae.
GCAGGACACGCGCUCUCACUGUCAGUCACGGUUGCGGCGUUGUCCUUUACCACCCCAGUCAUGUCCAUUGUUACAAUCAGGAAUGUCGAAUUCAUCAACAAUCCAGCUCGCUUCAUCGACCCAUAUCGGUUUCGCGUCACCUUUGAAUACGUUGAAUGGAAAUUAAUAUACGUCUCUUCCCCUGGCAACGAAGAUCUUGACCAAGAACUCGACGAUUGGCUCGUAGGACCAGUACCAGUCGGCGUGAACGUCUUCGAAUUCGAGGUCGACCCGCCGGAUCCUCAAAAAGUCCCUGCAGAAGACAUUCUGGGAGUGGCGGCGCUCAUUUUAACAGGAAGUUACAACGACCAAGAGUUCGUCCGAGUAGGGUACUACCAAAAUACGGAGUAUGAUAACGAGGAAAUGAAGGCAGAGCCUCCGUCAAAAGUGGUCGUAGAGAAUUUGGUUAGAGAUAUAAAUGCGAAGCCGAGGGUGACGAGAUUCCAGAUAAAGUGGGACGUUAUACCUCCGUUACAGUCGAAUGGAGCUGCUGCUGCUGCUGCCGCUGCCGCAGGUGCUAUAAAUUCUGCUGCAGUACCGUCUGCAAAUGAUUUCCCUGAUGGCGAAAAUGAUUCUAUGGCAGUAGACUCGAAAGGACCCCCGUCAUAGCAUCAUACAACCGACCAUCUUUACACCUUCAUAUAAUACCUUUCUCUCUCUUUUACGCUGUAAACUCUAUAUAGUUGUAGAAAUGGCACAAAAAGAAAACCAUUCCGUUACCGGGACUCGAACUCCGGGCUAUCACGCUUGAUGUAUCCUAAUACUAUCGACC